Messenger RNA from Scomber scombrus (Atlantic mackerel), 8283 nucleotides. RefSeq names its product proline rich 12b (gene prr12b). The transcript has 17 exons. The record is from RefSeq and is a predicted model, not a curated record. The coding region runs from base 4 to 8283 and encodes 2759 amino acids. Lineage: Eukaryota; Metazoa; Chordata; Actinopteri; Scombriformes; Scombridae.
UUCAUGGAGAGGAAUUAUCCCGCUGCAGGCUUCGGAGAUCUCGGGUCUGGGACGGGAUGGAGUUACGACAGAUCGGGCAAAGCAAGCCUUGUGUAUGGGAGCUCCAGGUCAUCCCACCCAGACUCAGAGCUGCUACACCGGCAAGGCUAUGGCACCCCUCACCCCCUCCAGGGCUAUGCAACCAACCACCACCCAGGAAGCUCCAGACAGGGCGCGGCCUGGGGUGCUGCUGGACGCACACUUGGCCUGUCGGGGCUGUUUGAUGCCAGCCUGCACCACGCCAGCCCCUCGGGUCCUGAUCCGUCCGUCAUGAAUCUGAUAUCAGCCCUGGAGUCCCGGGGUCCACAGCCCCCACCCUCUGCUUCCUCCCUCCUCUCUCAGUUUCGCACUCCCACUUGGCAGACUGCAAUGCAUACACCAGCCCCAGCGGAGCUCUUUAUUUCAGGGGCGCUUCCAGGUUCCAGCUCCUUCCCUUCCCCCUCAGCCCUUUCUGCAUACCAGCAUCCUGGCUCCUUCUCUGGACGAUCUUUUACCCCUUCACUAUCCCUGCAGGACACGACUACAUUUAGCCCGACUUCCAACGGUUUGCUGUCCCCCCAUGAUCCCCUGCUGCACAUCAAAACACCCUCCCAGUCCAGCUUGGGAUUUGAUCGCUUGUUGUCUUCCCAGAGCACCACCUACCGGGGCUCUCAGGAGCUCCCAGCCCCUCCUCAAUCCCAAGCCCCUCCGACCUCCUCCAGUUGCCACCUGCCCCCUCCCCAGUUCAACCUGUUAUCCUCCCAACUUCACAACCAGUCCUCUCAGCUCUAUAAUGCCUCCAUGUUCUCUUCCACGCCAGCCCUGUUGCCCACGGCCCCCCCUCAGUCCCAGCCGCCUCAGGAGAGGACGGUAUCCCGGCAGGACAGUGUGAUCAAGCAUUACCAACGCUCGUCCCCAGCCCAGUCUGCAACACUCCCCUUACAGCAGUAUGCCAGCUGUGGUGGGUCAUCGGGCUACCAGCAAAUACCAAGUCACCAUCGGCAUGCUGGACUGUCCUGCAGUCCCCUGGGGGAGCAGAGCCCAUCCUCAGACCCCAAACCAUCACCACGGACAGAAUCCCAGAUAUAUCGACCUAUCAUUCAAACUCCCUAUCCUUCCUCCUCCUCCAGCUCCUCUGCCCCUUCCUCAUCUGUCACCAAAGGAGCCAAAAGUUCCAGCUCCAGCAGUGGCUACUCCUCUUCAGGCUCAGCAUCAUCCUCUUCCCGUACCCCACACACUCCUCCAUCAGCCUCCUCCACUUCCUCCGCAUCCUCUUCUAGCUCCAAGACUAGUACCGGCUCCUUGUCUGCCCCCUCUCGUCAGCAACCCCCGCCUCAGUCAGCACCGGCACCACCUCCUCUGCCAGUGGUGUCAUCCACACCUGUUCAACAACCAGCACCCAAACAAUGCCUCUCCACCUAUGGCUCUCCAUCUGUGGCUAAACCCAGCACAGACCUACAAGGCCAGACCCCACCCCAACAACAUGCCCAGUCAUACUCUCCCAACCAGCCUCCAUCUACACACAUGACCCAGUCUUAUGGGGGCUUCAACUCACCUCAUGCCCAAGACUUGAGCUCUGGAGCAGGGGGCAGUGGAGGAAAGGCUUUCAGUGGUUUAGGUGCAGGAGGACGCUCAUUCUCUGCAGAGAUAGUCUUUGGGGACUCAAGCUAUGGCUCAGCUACUCUGAGAAGAACAGACAGUCCUUCCUUAGGGUAUGGGGGCGCUGGAGGAUCAGCAGGAAGUGGAUCUGCAGGAUCAGGAAGUGGUGCUGCUGGGGUUAGUAAUGCUAGCAGCAGCUCUUACCACUUGAAUGAGUCUUGUCCCUCACCCUCCAUCAAUUCCGCUAUCAGCCGACCUGGGCUGCAUUCUCCUGCUUCUGUUCGCCCUGCACAGUCUCCUGGAGGCUCAGGGGCCAACAAAUACUUGUCCUCCAUCCUCUCCCCCGCAUUUAUGUCCUCACCGCAAGGUUUCCCUGAUACACGGCAAGGGCAGAGUCAGUCUUACCACUCAACACCACCCAAACCAAAAACAGAGACCAACAUGCUGGGAGUCGAGCGCUCCCAAGAUGAGGAAGAGGAUGAUGAUGAUUUCCUCAUUCACCACUUACUACAGGCCCAGAGCUCAACUCCCCAUCCUUCUCAGCAUCAUCCACCUCCUCAGCAACUACCCCAACUGCUCCCACAGGCUGGGGAUGAGGAAGGCAAGGGGGUGACCUAUGACAUUGACAAGAUAUCAGAAGAGCGGUACCACCUUCAGAGUGUCAUUCGUGCCAAUAACACCACCAGCAGUUCAGAUCCUGGAACAGCAAUUGGUGACGCAAACAGUGGGUUGAAUAGUCAGUUAGACAUAUCACAGAAGAAACAGCAGCCGCCCAAAUCAGAGUUGGCCAUAUCAAAGUCCACUGCUGACUCUCUUUCCCACUCCCAUACUACCCACUCCCAUCAACAGCAACAUGACUCCCUGGAUUCUGUGGUUCAUUAUGGAAGGGGAGACCCCUACACACAGCACCCACACUCCCAACAUGCCCAUCACAUCUCACAUGUGUCCGCACAUCCUCAACAACACUCUCAGCACUCCCAGCUGUCCCAGCACUCUCGACACACACAGCACCCACAACAUUCCCAGCAUAACCAUCCCCAUUCCCACCCACACAGCCACCCUCACAUGGAGCUGAAGAAGUCUUCAGAUGGUACGGACAAUGCCUACUUGUGUAACACGCCAGAUGUGCAGCAGGCUCGACAAAGCCAGGUCCCCCUCUCUCUGAUGGAUUCACCACCAGACCCUCCCCAGCAAACUCACAUGCUGCAGUCUGUCCUUUCCCAUACCGCCCGCACUAAGAUGGACCCCCAGCAAGCCUCGCAACAGCAACAUCCUUUGAGCCAGCAGGCCAUCAUGGGUUCUGCUGGAGGAGCAGGCCCUGCUGGGGUGGAAUCCCACCCACAGAACCAGUCUUCACAGUUGCAACUCCAGCUUCAGACUCAGAGUAUGGACACCCACUACAGCCUUGGAGGACAGCCAAGAGAUCAAACCCAAGCCAGUCAGAACUCAGUGUCUCCCCUAGACAUGCUAGACCAAUCCCUUUCCCAGACGAAUAGCAGAGACAGUGGAGGAGCUCUGGAUAGGACUGCAGUUGGGAUUGGUGUAACAGGAGGAGAUGGAGGUGUUGGAGACAGACAUAGACAGCAGCACAGACUUACACCCCACCACCAUCCCCAACAAACAGCCUCAGAUCUUCACGAUUUCCUCUCUGAACCAGAUUUGGGCUUGUCCACAUCCUCGCACUUGCACCACCUCAACCAGGCUCAGGCCCAUGCCCACCACCAACAGCAAGCACACACUCACCAUCAGCUGUCACACUCUCAGUUAGCUCACCCACACUCCCACAGGAUGGCAGCAAAUAUGGGAACACCCCAACAACAGCCACAGCCCCAACCGAGAGAACCUGAAAACCAGCUGUCACACUCCCAGUUAGACCAGCUCAAGCAGCACCAGUAUGACACAGUGAGCCCACCAGGUAAAGCAGGGCCGACUCAAAAUCAGCAACAGGAGCAACAGCAGCGGUUUGCCUCACUAACAUCGAUCUGCUUUCCAGACUCUCUCUUAAACGAUGAAGAUCGCUCGUUCUUUCCUGGGAUGGAGGACAUGUUUUGUUCUGCUGAUUACAAGUCAAGCUGUGCUGGGGAUUCUGGGGCAGGACAGGCUGGUCAAGAAAGCAUUACCCAGGGUCCUGGGCAAGGGCAGGAGGGCAUGGAGGCCUUAAAAGCAGCAGGUGCUGGGGAGCGCUAUGAUAUGGUCGGUCAUCACAGUGAUCAAGGGUAUGGACAGUAUUGCCACAGCCUUCCAGGAACAGGAAAUGGCAAUCUGCACUUAGACCUUGACGCUAUGAAGACCCACGAGCUUCCCUCCACUGUGAAUACUGACCAGCUUGGCCUCAUCCAGUCCCAGACUCCCACUAUGGGAUUGGGCUCAGGAGUUCAAGGGGAUGGUUCGAUCAACAAGAUGAUGGGAGCUGUGGGAGUAGGUGGGAGUUCAAACCCUGCUGGUCUGACCUCACCUAUUUUCUGUUCCUCGCGACCCAAGAAGCUGCUGAAGACCAGUUCGUUUCACCUGCUUAAACAGCGGCGAGAGCCACAACCUCAAACAAAGAAAAACUAUGCCCAGGAGUAUGAAUUUGAGGACGAUGAGGAUAAAGCUGAUGGUCCAGCUGAUAUUCGCCUCAACAGUCGACGCCUUCCUGACUUGCUCCCUGACUUGGUGUCUAGUUGUAGGAAGGCUGGUGGGGCAUCAGGAGUAAGUGGGCUUAGUCCACUGAUUGGUGAAAUGGACUUCUGCCACCCCUCCAACUUCACUUCCCUUGGACACCCUCAACAACUCAUCCCCCAGGAUGGCCCUAAGAAAAGAGGCAGGAAACCAACUAAACCAAAACGUGAAGGCCCUCCUCGCCCACGAGGUAGACCACGAAUACGUCCUCUUCCAGAGCCUCCUUACUGCAGGGGGCUGACGGGAUCAGUGCCUGGAGAAAGUAAGAGAGGUCGUGGGCGGGGUCGAGGCCGAGGCAGGAAGGAGGAAGGACUCGUGGAUAUGCAUCGUGAUAUGAACAAAGCACAAAGCGUCCCAUAUCAGCAGCAGCAGCAGCAGCAGCAGCAGCAGCAUCUUCCACAGCAACACUUCAGCCAACAGCAGCACCUCCAGCAUCAUCCACACCAACAUCACAGACAACAACCAGAUCUACACCAAGCACCACUGCAACAACAGCACCACCUGCAUCAUCAGCAGCAGCAUGUGCCCUGUUCUCACCAACCGCAUCACCAACAGCAACAACAUCAUCAUCAACAACAUCAACAGCAGCCGUCCCAGCAGCCACAACAAGAGCCAAUCAGACCUAUCAAGAUCAAACUGCCCCUCCCCACCAUGCCUCCAUCAGAAUCCUUGUUGAGGACAGACUCACUGUCCAGCACUGAGCCGGUCCUGUCUGAUGGAUCGGUGGGGUCAGCACCAUCUCUGGGCCCGAGUCCUGGACCCAGCACCACCAUGGACAUCAGCAGAAAUGAGCUGAACCAGACGCAAGACAAGAUGAUGAAGCAGCAGCAGAAAGUUGGAGAGAUGACGUGGAAGAAAGAAAUUGACGAUCCACUGAAUCCUGAAGCCUGGGCUGCUAUGCAGAAACUCUCCAGUUCAACUGAUGAGAAAGCUUUUGACUUCAAACCUGGCUUCAUGGCCUCUUUUUUGGACUUCCUGAAGACAGGAAAGAAACAGACAGGCCUUGAAGCAGGACAUGAUGGAGGUGAAGAAGAAGCCCUGAAUCCCUGCUCCUCUCUGAAGGGAGGGAUCAGACCCCUAUCCCCACCUCCUCCCUUAACAUCAACCCCUCCACAGCAGCCUCCAGGGACCUUCAGUGAGGAAGGGGAUGAUGAGGGAGCAGACCUGGCUCUCAGCAAUUGCCCAAGUCCCUGCAAGCCUCUGGAUGAGGAGCUGAAAAGGAACCUGGAGACGCUGCCCUCCUUCUCCUCUGAUGAGGAGGACUCAGUCAGUAAAAACCAGGACCUGCAGAAGAGCAUCUCAUCUGCCAUCUCUGCCCUCUACGACACCCCACACUCUCUGGCUGCUGCCAUGGCCUCUGUCAUGGCCAAGGGCCCAUCCAGUCUGUCCCCACCUACCCCACAGGAGCCGCCGCUCAGCCCCCCUCUUCCUGCCAUGCCUCCCCUCAUCCCCUCCACCAGUAUGGAGCCUGGAAAGGACGAGGCACUCACAUACACUCAGCAUCACACACAGGACGAGGAAGAACAGAAUCAAGAAGAAGUAGAAGAGAGAGAGGCUGAGCAAAGAGGAGAACAUGAAGAUGAAGAGGAGGGAGGAGUAGAGACUGCAGACAAUGAAGAAAUGAUGAGAGAUCCAGAGAAUCUGCUGCAUGAAGGUCUGGAUGAGCAGGAGGAGGCGGAAGAAGAAGAAGAGGACGAGGAGGAGGAGGAGGAGAGGAUGUCUGAAAUGCAGAUGUCAGAGGUUCUGAAAGUUGAAGAUUCUCCGUCAGGACCUGUGCUUGCUCCGGCACCUCCAUCCCCUUCACCGUCAAUCUCUCCCUCACCCCCCACCUACUCCUCACCCUCGCCCCUCCCUCCCCUGUGUCUCUCUGAGCCCUCCCCUCUGCCAAUCCAGCAGGAAGAGGAAGAGUUGAAUCCAACAUAUCCUCCUCCUGAGCAGCAGCAGCAGGCCUCCUACCAACUGGCUCCACCCGCUGGCACCUCCCCACCCCCCUCCACCUCCCCUCCGGCCGUCCCCUCUUCACCCCUCUCCAAUCUUCCCUUGGCCCAGUCCAUACCCCCUCCGUCCACCACACCACCCCCAUCAUCCUCUGAUCAGGACCAGGAACCUGAAGCCGGGCAGCCAUCCCCCUCCUCAUCCUCCUCUUCCUCGCCCUCUUCAUCAUCGUCUCCACCUCCAUCCCCUCCAACCCCGGAGGAGGCCCCGGCACCCCAGCGUCUUACUUCCCUGCACCUGGCGAAGAAGCAGGCUGACGCCGCCAUCGCUGGUGAGAGUGAGGAGGAGGACAGUGAGAGUGGAGGUGAAGGAAUCUUCCGGGAGAGGGAUGAGUUUGUGGUUCGAACUGAGGACAUCGGUACUCUGAAGAUGGCCUUACAGACAGGCCGAGAGCCCCCACCAAUCUGGAGAGUGCAGAAAGCCUUGCUCCAGAAAUUCAGCCCAGAGAUCAAAGAUGGUCAAAGACAGUUCUGUGCAACCAGUAAUUAUCUUGGUUACUUCGGUGAUGCAAAGAUGCGUUACCAACGUUUGUAUGUGAAGUUCUUGGAGAACGUCAACAAGAAAGAUUAUGUCAGAGUGUGUUCCAGAAAGCCGUGGCACAGAGCCGGCCUGUCUCUGAGGCGGCAGUCUCUACCUAAACAGCUGCCCACCGUCCACAAUCAAACCCCACCUCGAGUGGAGAGAGACGACAGAGACAAGGAGAGACCGAAAGAGAGAGAGAGAGAGAAAGAACAAAGAGAUAGAGAACACAGGGAGAAAGUUGAAAAGGAGCAUAAGGAGAGAGAGCAAAAAGAGAAGGAGAAACAGGAGAGGGAGCAAAAAGAGAGGGAGAGGAGAGAGAAAGAGAAGAUGGAGAGAGAAAAAGAGGACAGAGAGCAAAGGGAGAGGGAGCGCAGAGAAAAGGAGAAAAAAAUGGAACGGGAGAGAGAAGGGGAAAGAAGGGAGAAAGAGAGGGAGAGGAAAGAGAAGGAGCAAAAGGACAGGGAGGCAAAGGAGUAUGAGAAAGAGCAGAAAGAGAGGGAGCUGAAAGAGAGGGAGAAGAGGAUCAGGGAGCAGAGAGAGAAGGAGAAACAGGAAAGGGAGUGGAAAGAGUGGGAGAGACAGGAGAGAGAACGGAAAGAAAGGGAGAAACAGGAGAGGGAGAGGAAAGAGAGGGAACAAAAAGAGAGGGAAAGGAAAGAGAGGGAGCAAAAAGAGAGGGAGAAACAGGAGAGGGAAGAAAGAGAGGAACGAGAGAGGAGAGUCGGAGCAGUGGAGUGUGUGAGGUUGAAGGAGGAGAAGAGAGGAGGAGAGAAGAUGCAGCGUCAGUCCAAAGCCAAGACUUCACAGGACAAAGCUGAGCCUCCUCCUAAGAAGAGGAAGAAGUGGCUGAAGGAGGUUCCAUCCUCUUCCUCUGAGUCUGACUCCUCUCCACCCAGUGAUGACGAAGGGCCUGUGCGUGGUGGAGUUAACAGCCGAGCCAUGAGGGAGAUGUUCAGGAGCUACGUGGAGAUGUUGGUCAGCACAGCACUCGACCCUGAUAUGAUCCAAGCACUGGAAGACACCGACGAUGAGUUGUACCUCCCACCCAUGAGGAAGAUUGAUAGUCUGAUCAGUGAUCAGAAGAAGAGGUUGUUGAGGAGGAUGAACAUGAGUGCUCAGCACCAGGAGGUUUUACACAUAUUCCCCAAAAUGACAGCAGACCAACUAGAAACUGGAGCUGUCAAAAUACACCUUGGUGGGGAAGGUUACAACCGCAAAACUCUGAACCGGGUUAAGAGGAGUAUUCCUAAGCAACAGGAUCUGAAGCUCUCUAUUGAAACUUGCCGGAUCUACAGUCUGUAUCAUUCCCUUCACCACUACAAGUAUCACACCUUCCUGCAUUGCAAGAAGGAGACGGACAGUAUCGAGCAGGCGGCAGAGGACCCUGGCCAGGAGGAGGUGGUGCAGCAGUGCAUGGCCAACCAAGGCUGGCUGGAGAGCCUCUUUAACUCCUUUAUGGAGCUGCUUAGCCUCAGUACCAAGGCUUGA